Molecule: messenger RNA, 1739 nt
Organism: Triticum aestivum (bread wheat)
Lineage: Eukaryota; Viridiplantae; Streptophyta; Magnoliopsida; Poales; Poaceae
Product: putative F-box/FBD/LRR-repeat protein At5g52460
Exons: 3
Coding region: 110-1483 (457 amino acids)
Molecular function (GO): protein binding
Source: RefSeq, a predicted model, not a curated record
AUCUGAAGGAGAUGCAUUUAGCACGACAUCUCUCCAUUUUAAUCGCUCCGGGUAGAACGCUCCAGGCCAGUCCCCAUUCCAGCCAAAACCAAACCCUCGCCUCGCCGCCAUGGCCGACGGCACCCGCAGCCGGGUUCGGAGGCGCCGCCUCGCCGCCGGCAGGAACCGCCUCGGCGCCCUCCCCGACGACGUCCUCCAUCACACCCUCACCUACCUCUCCGUCACGGAAGCUGCCAGCGCCGCCGCCCUCUCCUCCAGCUGGCGCUACCUCUGGCGCUCCUACCCGCUCGUCCUCGAGGAUAAAGGCAUCCCCGCGCCCGCGCGCGAUGCCCUAGUACCCCGAGUCCUCGCCGACCACCCGGGCCGCUUCCGCUCCGUCAUCCUCUACGACUGCAGGCUCGCCUCCCUGAACCGUGAGCUCCCCGGGUGGCCGCGCCUCCUCGUCGACAAGAGCACGCAGCAACUCCUUCUCGCCCACCACGACUGGACCGUGAUCCAGCCCGACUCCGCGCGCCUUCUUCCCGCCGACAUCCUCCGCUGCGGCUCGCUCCAGGUGCUCAGCCUGGACUUCUGGACGUUCUCCGCCGACCUCUCCCGCCGCGCCGACAUAUCUCUUCCCCAGCUCCAGAUUCUCACCCUGACGAGGAUUGUCGUAAGCGACCGGGACCUGGAGUGCUUGAUCGCUGCCUGCCCCGUUCUGGAAUCCCUUCGGCUCACCCUCAAUAGCCCCAAGCAUGUCCGUCUCCGCAGCAAAAGCCUCAGGUGCGCGCUCGUUGGGCUGUCCAAGGUUGAGGAGUUCGCCGUGGUGGACACGCCGCUACUGCAGCGGCUCUACUUGUUCCAGCAGAUUAAUGGUGGGGCGGUCAGGAUCGCUUGUGUUCCCAACCUGCGCGUGCUCGGCUACCUGGACACAAGAACUCACAAGCUGCAGAUUGGGGACAGCGUCAUCAGGCCGGACACAAUGGCGAGCGCAAGGACUGUGGUUCCAAGCGUCGAGAUAUUGGCGUUGGCUCUGAAUUUGGGUAUCUCCGAGGAGGUUAAGAUACUGGCCAGCUUCCUCAGAUGCUUUCCGAACGUUGAGACGCUGCACAUUGAGUCUGCACCGCAUAAGCCACCUGUAACUUCCAGUGAACCCAGUGGGGAGCAUCAUGCCAGGUUCUAUCAGGAGGUCAGUCAGGUUGAUUGCUUGAGAGCACAUGCCAAGAAGAUGGUUAUUCACGAUUUCCGAGGGGAUCAAAAUGAAUUUGAAUUCAUCAAGUUCAUCGCCAAGAAUGCCGAGGAGCUGCAGUUCUUUCUGGUUAUUGUGUCGGACGAAGGGAUCUUGUCUUCAGCUGACAAGGUGAAGGAGAUAAAAGACGAAUUGCAGUAUGUACAGUUUCGCACAGGUAUCUCUGCAGUGUUACGGGAGUUACCUAAAGCUGGCAUUCCUUACCGCUUGAAGAGAGCAGCCGAUCUUGCAAUCAACGACCCUUUUCAGUGCUGAAUCCAUGGUUAAUACACUGUAGUUGACAUGCUUGAUCCAUACCUUUUGAGGAUUCAUUGACUGUUCUCUGCAAGAUAUUGCUGUUUAGUUUCUUGUAGGCAUGCCUUAUCUUGAGAUAUGUCUGAGUUUUUCAACUACCAUGAGUAUAUGUAGGAAUUGAAGUUAGCAGAAGUAUAUGAGAGCAUAGUGUUAUUUUCAUGUGUCUGCAAUAUAUGACAGCAAUGUGAUUCUGGAUAUAGUGCGCUGAUUUGUAGCA